Molecule: messenger RNA, 822 nt
Organism: Necator americanus (New World hookworm)
Lineage: Eukaryota; Metazoa; Nematoda; Chromadorea; Rhabditida; Ancylostomatidae
Exons: 3
Coding region: 1-822 (273 amino acids)
Source: RefSeq, a predicted model, not a curated record
AUGGAAUCUUUGGCAACAACCAUUCGUUUCGUCACGCUGAACUGCCGAGCACUAGCAAAUUCCUUCACAAAGUGCAUCCAGGACGCUGCAAGGGAAACCCUCCCGGUUCUAUUGCAGCGGAAGAAGUUUGUCUUUGCAUCUGCGGAAACAAAAUCCACGUACAACUUUGUAUGUGUCGCGUGCAGCACUGGUGACCUCAACCAGGAAAAACGUCUUAGAAGGAAGUUGCGUCGUCAACUGCAACAAGACCGCAAUAACCAGUGGACGUCAAGAGCAAAGGAGUUUGAGAAGACACGGGAGGACGAGAACCCACGGAAAGCCAAUGCUUUACUAGGACAGUAUUGCGGCAAAAUGAAAAGGUAUUCUCCUGUUCUUAACACCAAUGGAGUGGCUGUCGGUGAAGCAACCCUUCCAAUUUGGAGGGAUCACUUCGAGACCUUGCUGAACCGGCAAGCACCGUCAGCCCCUGAACUCGAGCACGUUCAUAGGUCGACAUAUGCGGUUAACGAGGAACCGCCGACCGAGUCUGAGGUUCUGUACACUGACGAUGUUGCUAUAUUCGCGGAAAGCAGUACGAAACUUCAACAUGUUGUCAACCUUGUAUCGAAGCUAGCUGCAGCCUAUGGACUACGUCUACACCCUGAUAAAUGCAAGCAGAUGUGGAUCUUGUCGAGACCUCAUACGGGAAUCAGGGUGGACGGACAACCGAUAGAACUCGUCGAUGAGUUCUGUUACCUAGGCUGUACGCUGAAGAACAAUGGCAGCUACGAGAAAGAUAUUCAACAAAGAUGCGCUAAGGCCGUUUCGCAUUCAACUCCUUAA